Messenger RNA from Anthostomella pinea, 1107 nucleotides. Lineage: Eukaryota; Fungi; Ascomycota; Sordariomycetes; Xylariales; Xylariaceae. The record is from the annotation of a GenBank genome assembly.
AUGGCGACAACGACAGCGCGCUCCGAGGCCGCCUUGAUUGCCUCCAUGGGCAUGGGCAACACCGGUGCCGUCGGCGAUGCUGCUGAUCAGAUGCCUUGGGAGGAGAACCUGAAUCAGAUCCUCAUAUGCCCAGACUGCCGCGAGAACCCGCCGAACCUCGUCGAGGAGUUCAGUAACGGCGACGUGGUCUGCGGCUCCUGCGGCAUCGUUCUCGGCGACCGCAUCAUCGACACCCGUUCCGAGUGGCGUACCUUCGCCAACGACGACCAGAACAACGACGACCCGUCGCGUGUCGGUGAGGCUGCCAACCCGCUCCUGCACGGUUCCCAGCUCGAGACCACCAUCGCAUUCGGUGAAGGCGGCCGCGCUCGUGAACUGAGCCGCGCCCAGGCUCGUACGCAGAAAGGCGACAAGUCCCAAAAGGGUCUCAAUGAAGCCUAUCGCAUCAUCGGUCAUUACUGUGACGCCAUCAGCAUUCCCAAGACUGCGCAAGACAGCGCCAAACACAUAUUCAAGAUGGCCGACGAUGAGAAGAUCUUCAAGGGAAAGCCUGUGGAAUCCGUCAUUGCUGGGUGCAUCUUCAUCGCAUGCCGACAGUCCAAGGUCCCCAGAACCUUCCGAGAGAUCUACGCCCUCACCAAGGUUUCCAAGAAGGAGAUCGGAAAGACGUUCAAGAUGCUCGAGAAGUUCUUGCAGGAUCAGGCCAAAAACCCCAAGAAUACCAACAAACAACUUGCGAGUCUCACCGAAGACCAGCCGAAGACCAGCACGACGAAUGCCACGGAGCUUUGCGAACGAUACUGUAACGGCCUUCGUUUCGACAACACCCACCUCAUGGCCAGGAUCGCCUCUGAGCUGUGCGACAAGAGUUCGUCAGUCAAGGAUCUCGCCGGUCGUUCUCCGCUGUCCGUGGCUGCUGCCUGCAUCUACAUGGUUUCCUACCUGAUGGGCGAGAGCAGGACUUCUAAGCAGAUUGCUGCAGUGGCCGGUGUGAGCGACGGUACCAUCAAGACGGCAUACCGCUUCUUGUACCAAGCUCGCGAACAGCUGGUCGACCAGACCUGGCUGGACAAGGGUGGAAGACUGGACCGACUACCCGUGAACUAA